AUGGCCAAGCUAAGCGACCUGCCCGCCGAGGCAGUCCGGCUGAUAGUCCAGUGCUUGUCCUCGCCACCCGCCAACCCACGCCCCAACACCAACAAGGCCCAUCGCAGCUUCAGCCUCGACCACACCGAGAUCGAACCGCUCCAAGCACUCCCGAGGCGGCAUUGGCAUGACUACCCCCCUCCGCCCCCAGACAAACUCCCAAAGAAUCCCUUGUUGUCGCUCGCGUUGGUCAGCCCGACCUUUCGCGAGUGCGCCCAGGAGACGCUCUUCAGCAACGUGGCUUUCGACAACCCAUGGGAGGGAAGUUUAUUCCUCCGGACGCUUACUCGCCCCUCCGCAGAGGACGAGCUCCGGAUGGCGGAGGAAAAGGACGAGGUCGAGAGCGCCCGCGCAUUGGCAAUUGGCCGUCGCCCGCGUCUGCACAGGUUAGCCGCACAUGUUCGCUCGCUACAGUUCCUGUGGGGCGGGCCCUGCUCGAUGGGCAUGGGCGGCGGCUCGGUGUUCUGUGAGGUCCUGUACUGCUGCCCCCACCUAGAGAGCCUCGCGAUCAGCGUAUGCUUCCUGAGCCGAUUCAAGGAGCCUAUCAUGGAAGCCCUCGCCAGCCGUCGAACCAUCACAAAGUUUCUCCUCCUCCAGAACCCUGACCGAGACACCCCAGGCUGGCUGGCCGAAGACGUCGUCGGGCGCUUGUUUUCCAGCUGGAAAGGCCUCAGAAUCGUCGAAAUGGCGAGACUCGGUAGUCGCCCAGAAGAGAUCAUCACGCCGCUCAUCCAGCCCUCGAUCCCCAUCAUUCAAUGCGCCCUGGUCAAGAUCAUCUUGCACGAGCCUGAUUUACACGAAAAGGAGCUCUCAUUGCUCUUAAAGAACUCGCACUCGAGUCUGCAGACGCUCAAGAUCUUCAACCCCACCAGGAAGCUGCGUCGGCCGGGUCUGUGUCAGAUCUUGAAGGAAUCCACAGCUCCGGCACUGGAGUCGUUGACCAUCAUGGUCCAGCAAGAAUGGGAGCCAUUACGCUCGCCCUCCAAAGCCAUCCGAACCUCCGAUGACCCGGCCAUCAACGCGGGCCUACUCGACAUCGUCUUCCGCACCUCGCCCGCCUUGGGAAGCCUCAAGACCUUGCACUUCUCGGGCAACUUGGCUACUAUCCUACUGCUCCGUCUCCUCCCUCAAUCCAUCGUCAAACUGGCCUGGGAACGCUGCGAUAUCCACGAGCCUGCUUUGGCCCAGAUUCUCAAGCAACCCGACCCGUGGCUACCUAAUCUGAAGUGCUGUCUAACACUUGGAUGUCAGUAUUCUUUUCGUCCUCCCAAUAUUCCUUCCAGUCUAUAA
Molecule: messenger RNA, 1329 nt
Organism: Puccinia triticina
Lineage: Eukaryota; Fungi; Basidiomycota; Pucciniomycetes; Pucciniales; Pucciniaceae
Exons: 2
Coding region: 1-1329 (442 amino acids)
Biological process (GO): regulation of transcription by RNA polymerase II
Molecular function (GO): DNA-binding transcription factor activity, RNA polymerase II-specific; RNA polymerase II cis-regulatory region sequence-specific DNA binding
Source: RefSeq, a predicted model, not a curated record